AUAAGUAUUUCCUUCAAUAGCUCCUCUUUUCUUGUUCCUGUGUCUCAUUCCACUUCUUCUCUCAUAGAAGUUUCUUCAUUCUUCAGCUUCUCUUUUCUUCAAAAAGCACUUGCUUUUCUCUCAUGAUGCCUUGUGCUAAGCCUGAUGCGUCUGAGAAAGACUCAGAGCCAUUUGUUGAGAAGGAUCCAACUGGAAGAUAUGGCAGAUACAGUGAAUUACUAGGAUCUGGAGCUGUGAAAAAAGUGUACAGGGCAUUUGAUCAAGAAGAGGGAAUAGAGGUGGCUUGGAACCAAGUGAAACUGUGGAACUUCAGUGAUGACCCUGCCAUGGUGGAUAGGCUCUAUUCUGAGGUGAGAUUGCUGAGAAGCUUGAAAAACAAAAACAUAAUCUCCCUCUACAGUGUUUGGAGGGAUGAGAAGCACAACACAUUGAAUUUCAUCACUGAGGUCUGCACCAGUGGGAACCUGAGGGAGUACAGGAAGAAGCACAGGCAUGUGUCAAUGAAGGCCUUGAAGAAGUGGUCCAAGCAGAUUUUGGAAGGGCUGAAUUACUUGCAUGAGCAUGACCCUUGUAUCAUCCACAGAGACCUCAACUGCAGUAAUGUGUUUGUCAAUGGGAAUACUGGCCAGGUUAAGAUUGGUGACUUGGGUUUGGCUGCAAUUGUGGAGAAGAAUCAUUCUGCACAUUCAAUUCUUGGGACACCCGAAUUUAUGGCACCUGAGUUAUAUGAUGAGCACUACACUGAACUGGUUGACAUAUACUCAUUUGGAAUGUGUGUGUUAGAGAUGGUGACACUGGAGAUUCCUUAUAGUGAGUGUGACAAUGUUGUCAAAAUAUACAAGAAGGUGUCAUCAGGUGUGAGACCUCAGGCCUUGAACAACAUCAAAGAUAGUGAGGUGAAGGCCUUCAUUGAGAGGUGUCUUGCUCAGCCAAGUGCUAGACCUUCUGCUGCUGAACUGCUCAAAGACCCUUUCUUUGAUGUAACUGAUUAUGAUGAAAAUGGGGAUUCUGCUGCUUUAUGACUAAAAUUGUUUUUAGAUUAUAAGAUAAUAUAUUUGUGUUUUCUAUUUUUUUUUUCAAAAAAAUGAUUUAUCCCUUUUUUGAGUUGAUAAGUCAAGGUGGGGUAGGCUUGUGUCAUUGGUUUUAUUUUUCCCUUUGUUAGGUUGUGUAAUUGGAAAAGGGUUGAACAUGGGUAAAGAAUGAAGAUGCUUGAUUUGUGAUGUCUUUUAUUCUUCCCUAUGUAGGGUUAUGAAGUUGAACAAGUGUUGGAGGGUGUGCUUAUUGGAGAUAUUGUGAUCUUGUAUAUUCAAAAUUCUAUAU
Molecule: messenger RNA, 1320 nt
Organism: Cajanus cajan (pigeon pea)
Lineage: Eukaryota; Viridiplantae; Streptophyta; Magnoliopsida; Fabales; Fabaceae
Product: putative serine/threonine-protein kinase WNK11
Biological process (GO): protein phosphorylation
Molecular function (GO): ATP binding; protein kinase activity
Source: RefSeq, a predicted model, not a curated record